Rhincodon typus (whale shark) is the source of this 735-nucleotide messenger RNA. Its product is annotated as kelch-like protein 2. The record is from RefSeq and is a predicted model, not a curated record. The coding region runs from base 175 to 735 and encodes 186 amino acids. Lineage: Eukaryota; Metazoa; Chordata; Chondrichthyes; Orectolobiformes; Rhincodontidae. The transcript has 5 exons. Gene Ontology annotation, molecular function: protein binding.
GAGGAGAAGAAGGAGAUGGUCUGCAGGAAGCGCCGCCUCCCUGGUUUCCCCUAAGGGUCAGACUGAGACAGUCGGAGCAGCGGCCGGCGUUGCCUCAGUGACCGCCCGGGCAACAGCGCAGACAAUGGAGCGCGCGCGGGGCACGGGGAAGCAUCCCACGCGCCUCUGAGUGGAAUGGUGCAGCGCGCCGAGCUCACUCAGCGCAGUCGGCAACAGGCGGAGGACACAAUGGAGAUACAGCAAAUGUGCACAAAAUUAUGCCAACAUAAACACCAUGAUCUAAAGGAUGAUGUUUCUGAGAAACAGUGUCCAGUGACUGUGAAUCCUCGCCAUAUGAAAAAUGCUUUUAAAGUUAUGAAUGAACUGAGAAGUCAGAACCUUUUAUGUGAUGUGACACUUGUAGCUGAAGAUACUGAGAUUUCAGCACACAGAGUUGUUUUGGCAGCUUGCAGUCCAUACUUCCAUGCAAUGUUUACAGGUGAAAUGAGCGAGAGCAAGGCAAAGAGAGUUCGCAUAAAGGAAGUGGACAGCUGGACGUUAAGCAUUCUUGUGGAUUAUGUUUACACAGCUGAACUUCAGGUUACAGAAGAGAAUGUACAGGUACUGUGUGAAGCUGCCUUCCUGCUGGUCAAUUUGGCAGAUUUCCUGGCCCCGUCUCUAGUGUGCACUCUUUAUAUGGCUCUAGCUGGUGAACCUGCUGCAGAGCCAAGAGAACAAAUGCUCCCCAGUCAGUGA